Phaeoacremonium minimum UCRPA7 is the source of this 1242-nucleotide messenger RNA. RefSeq names its product putative transcription factor iws1 protein. The record is from RefSeq and is a predicted model, not a curated record. The transcript is spliced from 3 exons. Gene Ontology annotation, biological process: poly(A)+ mRNA export from nucleus. Lineage: Eukaryota; Fungi; Ascomycota; Sordariomycetes; Togniniales; Togniniaceae. The coding region runs from base 1 to 1242 and encodes 413 amino acids. Gene Ontology annotation, cellular component: nucleus.
AUGUCCGACGUCGAAGAAAACGACUACGCUCGGGACUCUCCCGCCAGCGACGAUGACGGCGGCCACGCCUCCGACAAGGACUCUGACGUCCUGUCCGAAGUCGACGAGGAUCAGUUUGAGGACUACGAUCCGACCACGGCUCCGAUCGAGGAGCGCCCCGUAGAGAUCGACGAGGACAUCGCAAAGACCCUCAAGGCAUCCAAGCGAAAGCGACCGGAUGGCGAGACGGCCAAGAAGCCGAAAGAGGGCCGGCGAGAGAAGAAGCGCCGCACCGACGAUGACGUGUCUGCAGACGGCGAGAUGUUGGAGGGCAAGCGCACGCGAAAAUCCCGUGGUGACGGCGCACGGGCGGCCAGAGACGAUGAUGCUGCUGAGCCUCCUGAGAACGAAGAGAACCUGACGCCUGAGGAGCGUCGGGCCAGAGCACUCGAGAGAGCCAUGGAUGCGGCGAUCAAGGGUCCCACCAAGAGAAGGAGAAAGAAGGACGAAGUCGACCUGGAGGACGAGGCAGACGAGCAGAUCGCGGAGCUAAAGAUCCAAAUGGAGAACGCCUGCGUAGCAGACAACGACGCCCGCGAGAAGGGCCAGCCAGCCAUCCAUAAGCUCAAGCUACUCCCACGAGUAAUUGCCUUCCUCAACCGCAACAACAUCCAGCACGCAGUCCUCGAUCCCGAGACCAACUUCCUUCAGUCUGUCAAGUAUUUCCUGGAGCCCCUUAACGAUGGUAGCUUGCCAGCGUACAAUAUCCAGCGCGAGAUCUUCACCGCCCUGACCCGGCUGAACAUUGAGAAGGAAACAUUGCUCAGCAGUGGGAUCGGAAAGGUGGUGCUGUUCUACACCCGCAGCAAGCGGCCACAGGCAGAGAUCAAGCGCAUGGCGGAGCGACUACUGGGUGAAUGGAGCCGACCGAUCCUGAAGCGGACGGACGACUUCAAGAAGAGACAUAUUGAGACGCGCGACUUCGACUACGACGCCGCCAAGAUGGCUCAGCGAAGACAAGUCCUGAAUGCUAACGGCUCCAUGACCAUGGUGUCGCGAUCCAAGGCCGAUGUCGAGCGCGAGCGCCUGCUUGCGCCAGUCGUGAACCCCAACCGCGCUCGGCCCGUCGGACUGCCGACAGCAUACACGGUGGCGCCGCGCAGCACCUUUGAUCCGCAACAACGCGCUACCGAUUUCCGUCCUAUCGGUUCGGGUGGUAUCGAGGCGUUUAGGAAGAUGACGCAGAAGGGCAAGAAGAAGUGA